AAAUGUUUGGGUUAGUGUUCUAAAUAAUUGAGUUUGGAUUGUCUGUUGGAUUAUGUAUGUUUAUAAAGGUGGGAAGAGAGGAGACAAAAAUGAGUGGAAGAGUUCUUAAGUUUGCCUAUAGAGUAGAAAAGAACCUGUUGUAUAAUUAUGAAUUCGGAAGAUAUACAAAAGUAGGUAAUGAGUUUACAAUAGGUUUUCAGAUUUUGCCUGAUUCCAUUUUUAUUAUCAACUCUAUAUCGUAAAGUAACAAAGCUCUCAUCAUCUUUCAAUUUGUAUCAGUUAAUGCUACUAAUAAUUGAUUUGUUAUCAUUGACGGAUUACAUAAAUACAACAGAAUCAUAUUAGAGAUAUUGUCUAAUCUAUGCAAUAAGAAUAAUAAGAACACUAAUUAUGCUUUUUGAUUUAGUUUAAGAUAUUACAAGAUUGAUUAUGGUUCAUCAUGAAUAAAGGCUUUUGGCUAAAUAAAUGUAAAUCUAAUAACAGCUUUAAUAAAUAUAAUAAGAACAGACAAAAUAACAUGAAAGUUUAGAUGAAGAAUCUGAGAUUGAUGAAUCUUAAAAAUUAAUCAAUACAAAAAAAUAGUAACAAUAAUAAACUUUGAUAAAACGACUAAUUUUUCCAUAAAUGAAAAUCCCUUGUAUUGCACUUAAUUUGACUAUUAAUCAACAGUAGUAUUACAUUUAAAUAAUUGAUCCAUGGAGCUUUGAUAAAUCAUUCUCUUAAAUCUCAAUUAGAGAGCAGUUGCUUAUAAUGAUUAAACUUAACUUUUGCUGUUAAAUACAUCAAACUUUAAAGAAAACUAAAUGUAAUUAAUAAGCACUGCAUUAAUAUAGAGAAUUAAUUGCUGAGUAUCUAUCUUAAAUCAUUUGGAUGAAUUGA
Paramecium sonneborni is the source of this 879-nucleotide messenger RNA. The record is from the annotation of a GenBank genome assembly. NCBI's taxonomy places the organism in Eukaryota, Ciliophora, Oligohymenophorea, Peniculida, Parameciidae.